GAAAGAUUUGGGUUAAAUAAAUGCGCAUGCGGUCAAACCAACAAAACACACUUCCGGCAAAAAAUUUGGCCUUUUUGGGCAAUAAUCAAGAAAAUAUCUAAAACAUGGAGAGUCCGCCGUCUAUAGAGACGGUAAACCAAGCUCUCCAAGCUUUGUACAACAACCCAGAUGUUGUCGGAAAAGAAAAGGCAUCUGUGUGGUUGGGAGAACUGCAGAGAUCGGUGCAUGCAUGGCAGGUGGCAGACCAGUUGCUGACAUUACAUCAGAGUCUAGAAGCUUGUUACUUUGCUGCUCAGACAAUGAGAACAAAGAUACAGUAUGCUUUUCAUGAACUUCCAGCAAAUGUCCACCAGUCUUUACGAGAUUCAUUGAUGGAACAUGCAGGCAAGGUUACCGGGGAAACAAAUCACGUCAUAGUUACACAGUUGAGCUUGGCCUUGGCUGACCUCGCCUUACAAAUGAUAACCUGGGAGCAUCCUGUACAAGAUCUAGUUCAAAAGUUUGGAUCAAAUCCUGCACAGCUUCCAUUUUUACUAGAAGUCCUUAUAGUCUUGCCAGAGGAG
Molecule: messenger RNA, 563 nt
Organism: Ruditapes philippinarum (Manila clam)
Lineage: Eukaryota; Metazoa; Mollusca; Bivalvia; Venerida; Veneridae
Product: transportin-3-like
Biological process (GO): protein import into nucleus
Cellular component (GO): cytoplasm; nuclear membrane
Molecular function (GO): small GTPase binding
Source: RefSeq, a predicted model, not a curated record